ACUCCAUAUUUCAUUAAGGCUUCAUCCAGGUUGUGGUAUGACAAGAACGAACGUUUCAGUGGGAUUUUGAGAGCCUUGGCCUCUUAUUCGAAUCUCACCGCUGGUCCUAUUUCAAAUCCAUAUAGCUCAUUUUUCUUCUGUCAUACCAACGAUUUUCUAAUGAUCUGGUUAACGGAAGGGUUAUUUUACAUCAUUUCAUUAUGUAAAAAAUAUAAAUAUAGCUUCACCCAGUUUGAAUUAUGGAAUUACUUCAUAAAUUCGAUAGUCUCCUUAUACUCG
Molecule: messenger RNA, 279 nt
Organism: Acaulospora morrowiae
Lineage: Eukaryota; Fungi; Glomeromycota; Glomeromycetes; Diversisporales; Acaulosporaceae
Source: the annotation of a GenBank genome assembly